This is a messenger RNA of Arachis stenosperma, 462 nucleotides long. RefSeq lists its product as uncharacterized. Bases 1 to 462 code for a protein of 153 amino acids. Lineage: Eukaryota; Viridiplantae; Streptophyta; Magnoliopsida; Fabales; Fabaceae. The transcript has a single exon. The record is from RefSeq and is a predicted model, not a curated record.
AUGUCCCUUUAUCAGCUGGUCUAUGGUAAAGCCUGUCACUUGCCAGUUGAGCUGGAGCAUAAAGCUUACUGGGCAAUCAAGUAUCUGAACCUUGAUGCUCAAGCUGUAGGAAUUAAGAGAACGCUUCAGUUGAAUAAGCUUGAUGAAUUUAGAAAUUUGGCUUAUGAGAAUGCCAAGCUCUAUAAGGAGAGAACUAAGAUAUGGCAUGACAAGAAGAUUGCCAUCAGAGUCUUUGAGCCAGGCCAGAGAGUGCUUCUGUAUAAUUCAAAGCUCAAACUCUUUCCCGGGAAGCUGAAAUCCCGGUGGUCAGGACCGUUUGUGGUUACCAGAGCUUCACCGUAUGGUCAUGUGGAAAUUCAGGAAGAUAAUUCUGACAAGAAAUUCACAGUUAAUGGUAAGAGGUUGAAGCACUAUAUUGGAGGCGAGAUUGAUCGCCAACGGUCCGUUCAUCUGCUGAAUUAG